Messenger RNA from Rangifer tarandus platyrhynchus (Svalbard reindeer), 450 nucleotides. NCBI's taxonomy places the organism in Eukaryota, Metazoa, Chordata, Mammalia, Artiodactyla, Cervidae. The record is from the annotation of a GenBank genome assembly.
AUGGCUGGAACCACCAGCAGACAGGGAAAGGUGCACCCACUGGAGACUGGAUUCAGCCUCGUUGGGAGGGAAACAGUCCAGAAGAACCGGGUUCCUGGCCUCAACGGCUCCAUCUUGGCCACAGCUGGGGAACCUGGACACGGAGUGGCAGCCUUUGGCCAGGCCAGGGUGACACGCGGCCAGGCUGUGCAGUCUCGUCUCUCUCAGCUCUGCCCCCGGGUUUCCAUCACAGGCUCUCACGCGCUGUGCCUCUUAGCUCUGGACCCAUGUCCCCUGAUGCUCCUCCUAAAUCUGAACUCGGCAGCCUCUGUGGGCACCUGUUUCCUGCUGGGCAGGUUUGGAAACCGUGGGCUGGCGGCUGGGCCGACAGAGCAAGGGUCUGAGACUCAAGUCCUGGAGGAAAGGGAGUUAGAGGCCAUGAAGGCCGUGGCUCAGAGACAGUCAGGCUGA